GGUGCGCGCUCCGCGGCAUGGCGGGCGCUUCGGCCCGGGGCCCGCUGCCCUGCCUGCUGUUCCGGCUGCUGCCGCUCCUGCUGCUGCCUGCCGCCAGCGCCGAGCCCGAGCUGCGCUUCAAGCCGCCUGCUGAGGCCCCCGUUCGGCUCUUCACCGAGCCCGAGCUGGCCAGAUACGACGGGCACCAGGAAGGACAGCCCAUCUACCUGGCGGUGAAGGGAGUAGUGUUUGAUGUCACCUCUGGAAAAGAAUUUUACGGAAAAGGAGCCCCAUACAAUGCUUUGGUUGGAAAAGACUCAACAAGAGGAGUUGCAAAGAUGUCUCUGGAUCCAGCAGAUCUUACACAUGACACAACAGGACUCACAGAGGAGGAACUGAAGUCCCUGGAUGACAUCUUCAAUAAUGUUUACAAAGCCAAAUAUCCAAUUGUUGGCUAUACUUCUCGGCGAAUUCUGAAUGAGGAUGGCAGCCCCAAUCUGGACUUUAAGCCUGAAGAUCAGCCACAUUUCAGCAUUAAAGAUGAGUUUUGAGGAACAUUUUGUAUUUAGAGAAUGCUUGGGGAGAGGCACAAUAGAAUAUUAAAUUAAUUCCCUGUGUUGUGGAGUUCAUUACUACAGUUAGUUGUCACGAGUCAGUUCUCUGCUCAGAAAAUAUGUGUGUGUAUACACAUAGCAUAAAGGAAACAAACAGAUCUGUAGUAGUGUCAUACACCUGGGCUGAUUGCUGGGAAUUAUGGGAAUUAUUUAACCUGCAAGUUCUUUCUGCCAGGGUUUCUCUGUUAAGAAGUGUAUAAUGUAAAAUUACAUUCCUUAGAAGAGAGAAGAAAGCUUUUAAUAGUUGAAACAUGACUGGUAGUUUUGUAAAUCCCAGGUUGUUUCCCACUCCUUGGAAAAGUGUAAAUGAAUUAUUUGGACAAGCUAACAUCAAUUCUCUGUGCUUCAUGUGAAUGUAGGUAUCAUGAGUACAGACAGGUGCAAUAGAAGCUUACAUUUGAAAAAGCAUUCUGGGGUUUAAUAUUUGAUGGGUUUUGAGAAUACUGGAUAUAAAAGCUCUCAGUCUCUUCAAAUGCAGUUACUGUGAAGUAUUUCUGCAAAGCCUAGAGCUGUAAACUGAGAAAAAUAAAUAUUUUUCCCUUAUGAGGACUACUGUGACAUUUCAAAUAAGACUAUUAUGUUAGGUUUGGAUAAAGGACACUUUACUUUUUAACAAUAAUUACCAAAGAUGUCAUCUAUAUUAGGUUAUGGUGAUUUCCUUCUACCUUCCUCCAAUCUUUCUCUGACAAAAAGAGGAAAUUGUAGCCCACAGUUUGCGACAUACUCUUACAGUCUGAGUUUAUUAUGGCUGUUUAGUGUCCUGUGGAUGUUGUUAGCAUAUUUGUAUUAACAUUUUCAGCUCUCUUUUUUUUUGUCUCUUAGUUUUUCUUUGUUCUUACCCUGGCUUCAUCACUGCUGCUUUAAUGAAGUGUGCAAUGCCAUUUUCCUCCUCCUCUUAACCUGAGGCAAAACUGCAGGUCCUGCAGGGUGAAAGCAGACCUCUUUAUGGCAUUUUCCUGGCAGUCUUUCAGCAAAAAGAAGACUGGAAAAGCCUGAGCUGUAUAAGUUGCUGCUAAUCCCAGACUUUCACUAACUUAAGUAGAAUGUGAAUUGUCCCAUACGUGGAUUUAUCUGUCACCAUUUUGAUUGCUAUGGGAAAAACAAAGCAGCUGCUUCUAAUUCUGUAUUAAUAAUACAGAUAUAAUAAAAAUAUGAUUGUGUAUUAUUGUUCAAUUUCUUAAGCAUUUUGGUAACUUUCUAUGAAGGGAAGAUUUUAUGAGAUGAUUCUCCACCUUCUAGUUUGCAGGGGACAGCUGCCUGUCAGUUGAAUAACUAGAAAAGCUGUUUCUAUGUAUUUGCCCAUUCUUUCACAAUGUUACAGAUGUUAUUCUAGAUUUGUUUUGUCUCUCACUAUUAGACCACUUUGUUUGCAGGAGGGGCUCUAUGGGCCCUUCCACUGUUGGAUGGUGCAUUGAGUAGAAAAAAUAAAUCAGCAUCUAAGAAAUUA
Pseudopodoces humilis (Tibetan ground-tit) is the source of this 2040-nucleotide messenger RNA. RefSeq names its product neudesin neurotrophic factor (gene NENF). Gene Ontology annotation, cellular component: membrane; endoplasmic reticulum; endomembrane system. NCBI's taxonomy places the organism in Eukaryota, Metazoa, Chordata, Aves, Passeriformes, Paridae. The record is from RefSeq and is a predicted model, not a curated record.